Molecule: messenger RNA, 1632 nt
Organism: Rasamsonia emersonii CBS 393.64
Lineage: Eukaryota; Fungi; Ascomycota; Eurotiomycetes; Eurotiales; Trichocomaceae
Product: Triglyceride lipase-cholesterol esterase
Exons: 2
Coding region: 1-1632 (543 amino acids)
Source: RefSeq, a predicted model, not a curated record
AUGUCUUUGUCCAGGGCCGAAUACCUUGCUCUCUUUGCCUCUCUUUCCCUGGUGUUCCUGGAAGGGGUCAUUCGUCUGAUCACCUUAUACCUUCCGGAGCCCAUUAUUCGCUUCUGCUAUCAGCAGUCCAAAGCCUUAUUCAAUCUUCUUUCUUCGCCUCAGGGCCGGGUCUCCCGUGCUAAACAGAAGACACUCGCUGAAUCGAUUGCGCGCGCCUCCGACUUUGCCGAUCUCUGCGCGUUGUUUGGAUACGAGGCAGAGGAACACAUCGUCCAGACGGGCGAUGGAUAUCUUCUUGGCUUGCAUCGCCUUCCUUAUAGGAAAGGCGAAGAGGGAAUGUUGGUGAACACUGGCGAAGGCAGUAUCCGCAAGAAAGUAGUCUAUCUGCACCAUGGCCUGCUCAUGAAUAGCGAGGUCUGGGUGUGCAUGACCGACGAGCAACGUUGUUUGCCAUUCCAGCUAGUCGAGAGAGGCUACGAUGUCUGGCUAGGCAAUAAUCGCGGCAACAAAUACUCGAAGAAAUCCACGCGAUGCUCGCCGGCGACCACGGAAUUCUGGAACUUCUCGAUCGAUGAAUUCGCCUUUCAUGAUAUUCCAAAUAGUAUUGAAUACAUCCUGGAAGUCACAAAGCAGCCGUCCUUGUCGUACAUAGGAUUUUCGCAAGGCACGGCCCAAGCAUUUGCAACGCUGUCGAUCCAUCCCGUGCUCAAUCAGAAGGUCGAUGUCUUUGUUGCCCUCGCCCCUGCCAUGUCUCCCGCCGGACUCCAUAACGGUAUUGUGGACUCCUUGAUGAAGGCCUCGCCACAGGUCGUCUUUCUCGCUUUUGGACGACGGAGCAUUCUCAGCUCAACCACGAUGUGGCAGGCCAUCCUCUACCCUCCGAUCUUUGUCCGGAUCAUUGACGUGGCACUGCGCCUGCUUUUCAAUUGGACGGGUGAAAAUAUCACCCAGUCCCAGAAGCUGGCCGCAUAUCCUCAUCUGUACUCCUUCACCAGCACCAAAUCGGUCGUGCACUGGUUCCAGAUCAUACGCAAUAAGAGCUUCCAGAUGUACGAUGACGAGGUUCGGGGCCCUUUUAGCAUUGGGGCCAGCAGUCGAUACUACAAACCAGUCAAGUAUCCGACCAGAAAUAUCAAAUCUCCGGUCGUCCUGAUUUACGGUAGUAGUGACAGUCUUGUCGAUAUAAAUGUCAUGCUCCGAGAGUUACCGCGUCGCACUACCGUGAGGGAAAUUCCCAAAUACGAACAUUUGGAUUUUCUGUGGGCUCAAGAUGUGGAUCAGCUGGUCUUCCACCAUAUCUUCGAGGCCCUUGAAACGCACGCUGGUGGCCAUUCUACUGUUGCCUCCUCGAAAGAAAGGACUGCACAGGACACCACCACUACCACCAAAUCUGUUGUUGACACCAAGCCUGUUGACACCAAGCCUGUUGACACCAAGCCUGUUGUGUCUCCGCUGAAGCAAAACAAAAUCGAAAACCUAAGGCCAGUACCAAAUAUCUCCACGACCCGAAAAUACUACACGUCUUCUUCUAUCGACAGAUAUUCCCCUCGCGGCCCGUCCUAUGCGGACGAAGACUGGAGAGUCGAUCCGGGGAAGGCCCCGGAAGAUGUUGAUUUGGACGCGGUGCUGUAA